AACUGCCUACCGCCGCCCACACACCACGCCCACUUGAACACUACCCGACCAUCUUCUCUCUUCCACCACGUCCGUCGUCCCCUCCUCCCCAUUGCUGCCCUACGCCUCCUAUUCUUAGGGCUUGGUGUGCGCAACGUACUUUCGCUCGCCUCACGUUGGGCCCGACUGCAUCGAAAAACGGCGUCCGGGUUUUUGGCGCCAUAGUCUGCUGGCUGGCGGUCAUUGUUUUUUUUUCCACAGCUUCACUUUUUUCCGAGACACUUCGUUCCCCACGCGCCAAUACUUGUCCCUCGUUCUUACUUCCUGUACCAAAGCCGUCGACGUCAAACAUCUACCACCACACAACAACAACGCAUUGGGCCUUUGGACCAAUAUGGGUGGCUUCUACACUCAAUAUCUGGAGAGUCUCUGCCGACGACGUGGGUGGCAAGAUCCUACGUACGAGUGUUACCGUGACCCCAGCGGCUUUACGUGCCUCGUCCUUGUCAACGGACGAGAGUACCAGACUGAUCUGGCCUACCAAUCGGACGUGCUUGCGCAGGAGAAUGCUGCCAUGAGGGCUUUCAUGGUGUGCCGCAACUUCUCAGUCAACGGAGGCAUGCUCGCUCGCAACGGUAUCGUCCAGGGCCUCCCGGCCACUGAGGCUCCUCGCCGCUCCUCCAAGAAGAGCCGCCACAUGGCUUCCAGCCAGCGUGACAACCGCCGAUCUGGACACCACUCGAGCAGCAGCUCGACUGCCUCGUUCGAAUAG
Molecule: messenger RNA, 751 nt
Organism: Verticillium dahliae VdLs.17
Lineage: Eukaryota; Fungi; Ascomycota; Sordariomycetes; Glomerellales; Plectosphaerellaceae
Exons: 2
Coding region: 374-751 (125 amino acids)
Source: RefSeq, a predicted model, not a curated record